Schistocerca gregaria is the source of this 2769-nucleotide messenger RNA. Its product is annotated as tRNA dimethylallyltransferase-like. Lineage: Eukaryota; Metazoa; Arthropoda; Insecta; Orthoptera; Acrididae. Gene Ontology annotation, biological process: tRNA modification. Gene Ontology annotation, molecular function: tRNA dimethylallyltransferase activity. The record is from RefSeq and is a predicted model, not a curated record. The transcript has 2 exons. Bases 216 to 1577 code for a protein of 453 amino acids.
AAUUUUUCGGUAAAUCAGAAAGUAUCAAUAUUUAUAAGAAUAAAAAUAUUAUUCAUAUUGACUCGUCGAGGUUAUGAAUAGCACAGAGGCUCAAAAAGCAAUUUAGAAUAGGGUCGACUUUAAAUUUUUGAAAUGCUUUUGAUUUUUUCUUUGAUCCUUUCAAACUGUCAUCAAUUCUAUGCCGCUGCCCAUACAUUUACUCAGGUUUUAAAUUUAUGCCGCUUUUUUGUGGUAUGAAGCGGAUUGGAGGUGCUCGGGAAUUAUUAAAAAAGAAUAAGUAUGCAAGUACUUGCCGUUUUAUGACCAACUACAAGCAAGACUCCCUUCUACAACAGAGAGCUCAAGUGGUCGUUUUAUCUGGACCCACGGCUAUCGGAAAAUCGAAAAUCGGAAUUGAACUAAAAAAUAAGCUAGGUGGAAUACUGAUAAAUGGAGACUCGACCAAAGUCUAUCAAGGCUUAAACAUUGGCGCGAACAAAUACUUGAGUUCUCAAGACGGGAUGGAGCUAUGGGAUAUCAUAAACCCCAUUUCUGGGAAAUCAUGCUCAGCUGGUCUUUAUUUUGACCUAGCUAUGGACCGAAUACAUAAUGCGCUGAAUAGAGGCAAAUUGCCAAUUGUUGUUGGCGGUUCAGGUCUUUAUCUGAAGUGGCUAGUUAACGGUAAACUUGAGGGUCCUAUACGGGAUCCUGCGUUGAAUACUGCUAUUCGCGCAGAAAUUCUCUCAACAACUUCUUCCUGGGAUGAAGCCAUAAAACUUGUGCAAGCUUUCGACCCAAAAUAUGCCUCCACCAUUCAGAAGAACGACUAUAGGAGGACUGUGAGGGCUAUAGAAAUUUAUCGUAAAUAUAGAGAACUAGAGACCGAUUCGACUGCAACAACAUCCAAUAGUCAGCGAAAUACCGGCCAAAAUGUUUUAUCAUCUCGAAUUGUUAAAAGUGAAAACACCAUGCUUGAUUUUCGGUGUUUCGUUUUAACCAUGGACCGAAAAAAACUUUAUGAUCGUAUUUGCAGUAGAUGCGAAGACAUUAUUCAGGCAGGCCUUUUUUUAGAAGUUUGGAACCUCAUGAAACAGAAUCUCAAUGAAGACUCACCGCCUGGAAAGGCCGUUGGAUAUCGUCAAACUAUAAAGUACAUCAAAAACAGGCAUUUUACAGAGGACUCAUUUCACGAGUAUUUGUUAGAUUUUCAGGCGAAGUCUAGACAACUAGCACAUCGUCAACUAACGUGGUUAAGGAAACAAAAAGGGUAUUGUUGGAUAGACGUGGAAAACUUAGAUUGUGUGGCCGACAAAAUUAUCGAUUUAAUCACUUUGCCUAGAGAUAAAUGGGACCGCUUAAUGGAAAUUCAGGACAAAGAAAAAAAGACUAUCUGCGAUAUGUCUGAGAAAAUGAAAACUUAUGUACCAUUUAGUAAGAUAUUCCGAGUAGAUAAAAAGCUAAAAAAGCUGAAUCCAUUGUUAUAUAGACAGAAAAUUGCAGAAAGUCUUCAAGCCACUGACAUUCAACUUAAAAUUCUUAAUUCGAUUUAUGAGGAAAUGCAUGCAAUGGAUUACUCUAUUCAAACGAACAGUACAUAGGAGAAUUUCACAGAAAAGGCUUCAGAUUGACAAUCUAAAAUAUUUUACUAGUUUGUGCAAAAAGAGCAAUAAAUACAAAAUUAAAUGAAGCAGGAAAAAACGCCCUUUACGUAUUUGCUUUUUGUGGACAUGGCCGAAGUUAAUAGCUUUUUACAUGCUACAAUUUAACCUAAUUUUAAGCUUGAAUCCAAAAAUGGUGUAGUAGAUUAUGGAUACAUUUAAAUAAAAAGCUUGUACUUGUAUUUCAAAAAACACAUAUAAUUUCUUGUCUAUUUGCAGCGCCUGCUUAUGUUUAUAUGACAGUGAAUAAUAAUUAUCAAAUAAUUGCCAGCUGGCAAAUUUUUGUAGAAAUUAUUUAAAUCAGUCUCCGAGUGUUCUGGCCUUUGAUAUAUAGCUGCACUUUUUAUAACUGCUAUUCAACAGAUCAGUUCUUUGCGUUCUCAUAAACCAGACGGUUAAAAACCUAGUUAUAGAUAAUAUGAAAUCAUUUCAGUAGUUGUUAUAAAAAUUUGGCAUCUUUCUAUUUAGAUACAGUCUAAUGCGACCAUGAUACCAAACAGCCCAAUUAGACAGCAGUUUUUCAAAAGUUUCCAUCCAUAAUUUUUAGAGGUAGUAGCCAGAAAGAUUAUCGCUAAAAUACAAACUGAUGUUGGGAUGCUUUCUUUAAUAAGCUCGGUAAGGAAUAUUGAAAUGCAUAUUAGGCAUCAAAUGUCUACUGCUGGAGGAUAUGAAUAUAUUAUGUGAAAGAGCUUGCUAUAAGCAUUUAAAAGAAAGUAACUUGUACUUUCAGAGGAGCCUCAAAAAUAAUUAUUGUUUAUAGUCUUGAAAAUUGAUAUAGCCAGUAGCAUGUUAAUAAAUGAGAAAAGUACUUGUACCGCUAAAAUUUUGGCGACUUGCUUGAUACACUCGUUGCUGCGCUGAGUAGCCCGUGUAAAAAAAAUUUCUGUUUGUGCUUGUUGAUCUAGAAAAGAGCGAGAAAACUCUAGUUGAAAUUCGCGUAAUUGUUUAGUGAUAGAAUGCACUUGUUUUUCUAGUCCACUGAGGUCUUCUUUUGAUUCACUGUUUUCGUUAUCAGAUAUAUAAAGAGCUGGCGUCUCAUUCAAAUUUGCCUGUUUUGAAUAGUCAGCUGACUGGUCAAAAUUGGGUAUGUCUGGAACUUGAGAUGUCAUGUCGCAUCCAGUGAUAGCAAACA